CUCAGGACCGUGGCUGGGAAAAGAUGCUCGGCAAAGAUGCACUGACCACGACAGAGUUUGCCGUCCCUCCUCGGGGCUGUCUGCCCAGCCGCCCCCCUGCUUCUCCUCCUCUGCACUCCUGCGCGGGAAGCGAUCUGGGGUGUCAGAAGAUGAGAUGCCUCAUCUGAUAUCAGAUUGAGUCCUUUGGGCUUGCCCUUCCGGUUGGCUUCAGCCUCUGAUAUUGGGAGCGACCGUGUUACAUUUGUGAAGGUUUUCAUUUCACGGAAGACACUUGGACUGCAGUGGACUCUGGUGAUUUAAAGUCCGGUGUGAGUGGCUGGCUGAUAGCUCUUUGUUUUCCAUAAUCCUUUGACUGGGACAAGAAAUCAGAGUAUUUUAAUCAUGCUGCCCCGCGGGGGUCAGGGAGCCCUUCGCUUUGCGCUGUGUGCCUGGUGGUGUGUAUUUGCACUAUGCUUUAAAGGCUGUGCAGGCUGCGCGUCGGAGGAGAGGCUCUUUCACAAGCUGUUCGCUCAUUAUAACCAGUUCAUCAGGCCCGUGGAGAACGUUUCCGACCCGAUCACUGUGUAUUUUGAAGUGGCCAUCACGCAGCUGGCUGAUGUGGAUGAAGUGAACCAGAUCAUGGAAACCAACCUGUGGCUACGUCACAUCUGGAAUGAUUAUAAGCUGCGUUGGGACCCCAUGGAAUAUGAUGGCAUUGAGACUCUCCGUGUUCCUGCCGAGAUGAUCUGGAAGCCCGACAUCGUUCUCUACAACAAUGCGGUUGGCGACUUCCAAGUUGAAGGCAAGACAAAAGCUCUUCUUAAAUACGAUGGCAUGAUAACCUGGACUCCACCCGCGAUUUUUAAGAGUUCCUGUCCAAUGGACAUCACUUUUUUCCCUUUUGACCAUCAAAAUUGUUCCCUGAAAUUUGGUUCCUGGACUUAUGACAAAGCUGAAAUUGACCUUCUAAUCAUUGGCUCUAAAGUAGACAUGAAUGAAUUUUGGGAGAACAGUGAGUGGGAAAUUGUCGAUGCUUCUGGCUACAAGCAUGACAUAAAGUACAACUGUUGUGAAGAGAUAUACACAGACAUCACCUAUUCUUUCUACAUUAGGAGACUCCCGAUGUUUUACACCAUUAAUCUGAUCAUCCCCUGUCUCUUUAUUUCAUUUCUCACUGUCUUGGUCUUCUACCUUCCUUCUGACUGUGGUGAAAAAGUGACACUUUGCAUUUCAGUACUGCUUUCUCUGACUGUGUUUUUGCUGGUGAUCACAGAAACCAUCCCGUCCACAUCUCUCGUGAUCCCCCUGGUGGGCGAAUACCUGCUCUUCACCAUGAUCUUCGUCACCCUGUCCAUUGUGGUGACGGUGUUUGUAUUGAACAUCCACUAUCGCACCCCGACCACUCACAACAUGCCCACGUGGGUGAAGGCGGUCUUCCUCCGGCUGUUACCCCAGAUCCUGAUGAUGAAGAGGCCUCUGGACAAGAAGAAGGAGACAGGAUCUGAUAGAAACCCCAAAGGAGUCUCCAGUAGGCCUGCCAAAGUCAAGUUUGAUCAUCACAAAGAGCCCAGACUUCUUAAAGAAUGCUGCCACUGUCAUAGAUCCGGUGAAUCCGCCACCAGCAAGAGAAGAUUAAGUCAUCAGCCUUUACAGUGGAUGGCUGAAAACUCGGAGCUCUCGCCUGAAGUCGAAGACGUAAUCGAUAGUGUUCAUUUCAUAGCAGAAAACAUGAAGAACCAAAAUGAAACAAAGGAGGUAGAGGACGACUGGAAAUACGUGGCCAUGGUGGUGGACAGGGUGUUCCUGUGGGUGUUCAUCAUCGUCUGUGUGUUUGGAACUGCAGGGCUGUUUCUCCAGCCGCUCCUGGGGAACACAGGGCAUUCGUAAGGAUGGAUUUUCCCUUCAUCUUCAGAAACGAACAGACACUGUGUUUAUUCCCCCAUCACCAGGAAAUGGAUAGAAAACUUCCCACCAGGUCCACAUCUAGAUAGAAAAAGAGGGCCUUACUGCCAAUGACAAGCCUGGAUGGCCCUCCUUUGGGGGUGCAGAGGGGUGCUUUAAGACCCCAGGGUCUGGGACCUGAUACUGGAGCUCAGAGCUGGCAGCCCCCGCAGGCUUCUCUUGUCUGUACACAUUUGGCUUCUGGGGACGUGAGCGACCCACAGUCCAGUGAGACACGGAACCAAAGUCGAGUCACGCUAAGAGGUGUUCUGCUUCCCCGGUUUAUAUACUUCUUGGUAUAACGACAUCUGCCAGACGUGCGACUUUGGACCUUGGACUUGCCGACACCUGCAGCACCUGUGACCUUGUGUAUGCUUGCUUUCCCAUGCUUGUCUCUGUGACGUGGAGCCCACACUGCGGCAUUAUUUAACGCAGUAACUAGUAAAAAGGAACAUCAGGUAGUCUGUCUACCCUCUGAAAAAAAUCUUAUUGAAGUAUAGUUGAUUUUUAAUGUCGUGUGAGUUUCUGCUACACAGCAAAGUGACUCAGUUGUAUAUACACGCACACACACACGUAUCUGUUCUUUUGCAGAUUCUUCUCCAUUAUGGCUUAUCGUAGGAUAUGAAUAUAGUUCCCUGUGAUGUACAGUAGGAUCUUGUUUACCCAUUCAGUAUAUACUCCAUUUGCUAAUCCCAAAUUCCCAGUCCUUCCCUCCCCCACACCGUUCCCCUGUAUGUAAUUAGAUUCAUCUGGCAAGAGACUUCAGCGGUGACCAGCACUGUGGGAGGCAUGCCGUGGACUCCGAAAUAGGCUCUGUCCACACACUUAGAGCUUUUUAGGAAAAGCCGUGAACACGGAGAUCUCCAGGGCCAGGUGUCACGUGGGGAAUGUCACCACAGCACAGACAGCAGGGUGAGCUCUGGCCGGCAGACCUGGAGCAGCCUUUGCCUUGGGUCCAAACGGUAUCUCAUCUCCUUAGCUGUUUCCACUUGUUUCUGUGUAGCUGAGACUGAAAAUAAAAGUGUUUCUUCUUGAAGGAA
Messenger RNA from Cervus elaphus (red deer), 2960 nucleotides. It is a transcript of the gene CHRNA6, whose product is annotated as cholinergic receptor nicotinic alpha 6 subunit. Gene Ontology annotation, biological process: regulation of membrane potential; signal transduction; monoatomic ion transmembrane transport. Gene Ontology annotation, molecular function: acetylcholine-gated monoatomic cation-selective channel activity; transmembrane signaling receptor activity. The coding region runs from base 382 to 1866 and encodes 494 amino acids. The transcript has 6 exons. Lineage: Eukaryota; Metazoa; Chordata; Mammalia; Artiodactyla; Cervidae. Gene Ontology annotation, cellular component: postsynaptic membrane; synapse; neuron projection. The record is from RefSeq and is a predicted model, not a curated record.